AUGUUCAGCGAUGAUAUAACGAUAAUCGCCAUAGAAAAUAACAAGUGGUCACAACCAAUACAAACCGCACAAAGGAAUCAUUGCCUUAGUAUUCUAAUGUCGGACCAAACAAAUGAAUGGCAACCCUCGUCUGAUCCGCCAUCUGAAAGUAGAUAUCCUUUCUCUUCACCAGUAAGAAAAUUUAGCCAUACUCCAGAACGUCAUUCCAACAAUACGAAUAAAAGGGAUUGCUUAACUAGUGAUAGUAAGGGAAAGUCUUCAAUUGUAGAUGAUAUCUUGGAUCGAAGAAGGAAUCGUUACACUGAUGAUAACAUCAUCACGUCUUCACCGACCUCUUCGACGUCGAAAUCACGAGCUGACAAAAAGCACGAAAAGAUGAACUUGUUGCGAGAUAAUCAACGUCAAGAAAAGUUAGUAUCCAUAAGAGGUGGAUUAGAUAAGAUGGAGCAAUUUGUCAUGGAGGGUGAACGAUUAAGAGAAAUCGAGUCAUUGAAACAAGAAGCUGAAAUUCAUGCCAUACCGACAUCCUACAUAGAUGAGUUUGAACAAGAGAGUGCAAGUGAAGAUGAAGAAGAAAAUGUAUCAGAUGAUUCAGAUGAAUUAGAAGAUGACGAGUUGAUUCGAAUGCUUGAGCUUCAAGAGGGAUAUGAGAAGGAAUUGGAAAAAUUAAUGUCUGAUUUGUCCGUAGCAUGA
This is a messenger RNA of Naumovozyma dairenensis CBS 421, 693 nucleotides long. RefSeq names its product Rtt105p (gene RTT105). The coding region runs from base 1 to 693 and encodes 230 amino acids. The transcript has a single exon. The record is from RefSeq and is a predicted model, not a curated record. NCBI's taxonomy places the organism in Eukaryota, Fungi, Ascomycota, Saccharomycetes, Saccharomycetales, Saccharomycetaceae.